CUAUGCUAGAGGAAAAUUGUUGUUUAAUUGUUGUGAUUGAUAUAAUGGAUGAUAUUUGUGAUGAUAGCUUACCACAGCUUCUUGCAAGGGAUCCGUUAGAGGAAAAUCUUUGUGGAGAUUUAUCUGCAUAUAAUGCAAGUGUAUGGGGUAAUAAAGUAAAUGCCAUUGAAAAAGCUCUUUCCCUAGAAGAGUUAAACCCUAAAAAGACCAUGAAGGAACUAUACCCCGUGAUCAUCAGUACUGCUCUUGAUGAUCUACAAACUUUCCAACUUCUAGAGGUUCUUCAAACCCAUAAAAGAGCAAUUGGGUACAAUAUUGAUGAUCUUAAGGGUAUUAGCCCUGAUUUUUGUAUGCACAGGAUACAUUUAGAGGAUAACUAUAAGCCCUGCAUUCAACCCCAAAGAAGGUUGAAUCCGAAUAUGCAAGAAGUAGUCAAGAAAAAGGUUAUGAAAUUACUUGAUGUAUGUAUUAUCUAUCGUAUUUCUGACUCUAAAUGGGUAAGUCCUGUACAGGUAGUUCCUAAAAAGGGUGGGAUGCCUGUGAUUAAAAACGAGAAAAAUGAGUUGAUUCCCACUAGAACUGUUACAGGGUGGCGUAUGUGCAUUGAUUAUCGUAGAUUAAAUAUCGCCACUAAAAAGGAUCACUUCCCCCUUCCCUUUAUAGAUCAAAUGCUUGAAAGGUUAGCUAAUCAUAAGUUCUUUUGUUAUUUGGAUGAGUAUUCAAAAUUUUUCCAAAUUCCAAUUCACCCUGCAGAUCAGGAAAAGACUACAUUUACAUGUCCUUAUGGUACUUUUGCAUAUCGUAGGAUGCCCUUUGGUUUAUGUAAUGCCCCAUCUACCUUUCAAUGUUGCAUGAUGACCAUUUUUUUCUGAUUUCAUAGAGUAUAUUAUGGAAGUCUU
Molecule: messenger RNA, 899 nt
Organism: Chenopodium quinoa (quinoa)
Lineage: Eukaryota; Viridiplantae; Streptophyta; Magnoliopsida; Caryophyllales; Amaranthaceae
Exons: 2
Coding region: 3-872 (289 amino acids)
Source: RefSeq, a predicted model, not a curated record